This is a messenger RNA of Anolis sagrei ordinatus, 5484 nucleotides long. It is a transcript of the gene MOB1B, whose product is annotated as MOB kinase activator 1B. Gene Ontology annotation, molecular function: protein kinase activator activity. The record is from RefSeq and is a predicted model, not a curated record. Gene Ontology annotation, biological process: hippo signaling; positive regulation of protein phosphorylation. Gene Ontology annotation, cellular component: nucleus; cytoplasm. Lineage: Eukaryota; Metazoa; Chordata; Lepidosauria; Squamata; Anolidae.
ACCACAGGACAUCUCGCGUGUCUUCCUGUGCUGUGUUUCCAAAAGGACGGAAGGUGGCAAUGGCAAGCCUUUCCGACUGAGGCAACGGCUGAGGCGGGCCUUGCCACUGAGGGAGGGAGGCGCAGGAGCGGAAGUAGGCCUCCUCCGGGGCCGCCUGCCAUUGCCAGCCCAGACGAGGCAGUCGGUCGUCCUCAGCCGCCGCCAUGAGCUUCUUGUUUGGUAGCCGUUCUUCUAAAACUUUUAAACCAAAGAAGAAUAUUCCUGAAGGCUCCCACCAGUAUGAGCUACUGAAGCAUGCAGAAGCCACGCUUGGAAGUGGCAACCUAAGGAUGGCGGUUAUGUUGCCUGAGGGUGAAGACCUCAAUGAAUGGGUUGCAGUGAACACUGUGGAUUUCUUCAAUCAGAUCAAUAUGCUUUAUGGGACAAUUACAGAUUUCUGCACAGAGGAGAGCUGCCCAGUGAUGUCUGCAGGUCCAAAGUAUGAGUACCAUUGGGCAGAUGGGACUAACAUAAAGAAGCCAAUCAAGUGCUCCGCACCAAAGUACAUUGAUUACCUUAUGACCUGGGUUCAGGACCAGCUGGAUGAUGAGACACUAUUUCCAUCUAAAAUAGGUGUUCCUUUCCCAAAGAACUUCAUGUCAGUAGCGAAGACCAUCCUAAAACGUCUCUUCAGAGUGUAUGCGCAUAUCUACCACCAGCAUUUUGAUCCAGUCAUUCAACUUCAAGAAGAAGCACAUCUGAACACAUCCUUCAAGCACUUUAUCUUUUUCGUUCAGGAAUUUAACCUUAUAGACAGAAGAGAACUUGCUCCACUUCAAGAACUGAUUGAAAAACUCACUUCAAAGGACAGAUAAGCAGAGAUGUAUUUGUGCAAAUCACUUGUUUCUUUAAACAGGCAUGUGGUGUUUUAGGGAUUUGGGCUGUGAUACUCUACACGUUAAUUGAGAUCCAUGGGACGAACUCCUCUAAGUUAAGUGUAUGGAGGUUUGCAGUCUUUUAAUUUGUUUGUUUUUAGAAAGAAAGAAAAAGGAAAUUUGUUCUGUUUUUAUUUGGGCAACCUAGAUUCAUUCUCUGUGCUUUUAUUAGAAGGAAUCCUUUGUCUUUUAGUGAGACACACACACAGUAAAUGGCUUUCUGUUCUUUUUUCAUUGUGUACCUUUUAAAGAAGUUGUGUGUUUAAAAAGAAGAAGAAAAACCAUGCUUGUUGGGAAAUGUGACACUGCUGGUUGUAUGGGUUCUGCAUUGCCAGUUGUAGCCCAUUCUCAGAAGGUCUUUACAGAGACUAAACCUUCUCUAAGUGCCUUGGCAGACUCUCUUCUGAGGUACAAAGCACAUACCAAGAACACUGCUGGAAACAAAAGAUACACACGUUACUACCCAGGACACUUACUAACACUUGUUAUAUACAAAUAAAUAUGUGUAGAACUUUUAAAAUAAGCCAUAAAACUUCUAUCAGUGAUCUCCAGCUUUUAAUACAAAGCAAUGCCUUUAGAGAUGAAUGUGGGCUAUAGGAAGAGGAGUGAGAGAGGGGCUCGUUUUAAUUUUUGUAUUGUCCUGCUCAGAAACCCAUCUGUUUAUUCUUAGACCUCUGGUGGACCAAGGAUAGAAUAAGAUUGGCAGCUUUCUUCUUUGUUGCUUGCAUUUAGUCAGUAAAUACUAACUUCUGAUUUAAAUCUGCUAGUGAGCUUUUCCUUCCCAGGAAUGAGCAGUCUUGCAGGGGAUCAGGUUAAAAAUAAAGGAGUGGUGUUAUCAAAUAAUCUCUAAAAACCUCAAAUAAAUGAAUGAUAGUCCUUUUAAUAUAGGGUAGCAUCAAUUUCUUAGUUAUUUUUAAAAUGAAUAGAAGGUUUCUCAUUCCCAUCGUCAUAUUGAUUCUGAAUAGUCUCUUCACAUUAUAAGUUGUGCAAAGAGAGUAACUAAAUGCAUCCAUUUUAAAAAACGUUUUGGAGGCUGGUGUAUACAUCUCUUUUUUCAUUAUAGUCACUGUAAUUUUGAUACAGUUUGGUUACUCUUUUUUUGCCCAUUUUUCUGUCUUUUCAAAUGAGGAAAGGGGCCAUUGCCUAGAUGACCAUCGCCAAGAGGCCAGUGUCUGAGGAUAUUCAUAACAGAGCAUGGAUAAACCUUUUUCCCCCUUCGCAUCUGAAACUUGACACUUUUCUGAGGGUGCAGUCCGAAAUCAAAAAUGCCACGAUGCUUGGAUAAAACCAGUUAUAAUGCCUCAACUCUUGCAGAUUGUUUGAAAGACAUAAAUUGGUUUCUAUAAUCUGUAAGUAGUCUCCAUCCUUGGGCUAAACUGAAUUGAAAUCCCAUUCUUGAUGGCAACACAUUAAAAGCAUAUGCUCCGUAAAAAAGAAAGCAUGCAUGUUCUUUUAAAAUUCGUAUGUACACAACUGCUUCUCAUACUGUGGCUUAGUGUCCAUGGGAUUACAUGCAUGUUUUGUGUACUUUAAGGAUUGUAGCAUCAACAAUAUAUUUUUGAGACUGAGCUAUAUUUCCUUGUAACAUUAGAAAAAUCAGAAUUGCCAUGAACAUUUUAUUUGGCCCAACAUAAUUCAUGCUUUUGAUCUUGGAAAUGCAAUUAGUUGUUACUGCUUUUCCUUGUACUGCUUUUGGACCUACUUGAUUUUGUAAGAAAUGCUACUUUUUUUUAAAAAAGGUGGAAAGUACAGACACCUUACAAAUGUCCCCCAUCCUUAUAGUAAUUCAAGUAUUUCCUUAAAAAGAAGUGUUUUUAGCCAAGGGUGGGAUCUUGCUCCAUUUCCUGCUGAAAUAAUAUAGGACUUGGUACUUCAUAAUAAUUUUGAAUAGUUUACUACCUUGGGCAUAAUACUUGCACUGCAUAUUUUUAAAACUUGAAAUCACGUUCUUUUAGAGGCUGUGUUGAAUAUGAAUAAGGCUGUGAACAGAGUAUGUCAAGUUUCAAAUACUUACUGGGAAAAGAAUAAUACAAAAAUACAAAUUUUGAUUUGCAUUCAUUGCUGACUCCCUCAUCAAAACUAAAAGCCUAGAUUUCACUGUCUGAGAGUGCUGUUGGUUAGCCUUUGCUGAUCGCAUUAAAUAUGAAGACAGAAACAUCUAAAAUACAAAGACAGUGUUUAAACUAAGAAUUCCUUUUUUGUAUUGCAUUGGGGAUAUUGAGUGCUUACCUUUGUUCGUCUUUAGAAGAUUGUUUAUUGCGUAAGGGUGCAUUAAAAUGCAAAUAUGAAAGUCUCCUUUAUCUUUCAGCUGACCAGGCAUCUUGAACACCAAGCACUGUGGUAUCAUUAUAAACAAAAUCACAAUCUGGAUCUGGAUUUUAAUUUUAAAGUGAUAUUCUCUUUAAAUGCUGGAUAUCUAUUUGAUAUAAAACAUUGGAUGCUGAACACCGGGGAUUGACUUCUUAGUCACAUCUAGCCACUUAUGAACCCUUUUUUUCCUUCUCUUCUGAAGGAAGAGCCUUAAAACUUCAGGAGGCUGAAACCAUUUUGCUCUUGCUUCAGUUCUUGCUGUAUUGCUUUCUCUUGUUGAUGUUGUUAAUAACUCCUAGAGGUAAUCUACCUCAGUUCAUUGAGACCGAGCAAAAGUGAUGAUCGAAAACGUAGGUGCAAGUCCAUCACAACCAGUUGUGUUGUUCUUUCUUAGGCCAGUGAUAGAUUUAAUUCCAGCAAUUCACGUUGUUCUGACUAAAAUUUAAAAUGCUAUACAAAUGUUGUACGUUAUACUUUUACAUAUUAACAUCAGGGAUCCAUGCUAACUGUGUAAGGAUUAAAUGUCCCAUAUUCUGCUGUUACUGGUAGCAGGGCUUUGGAGAAACAGCUUUCCGAAAGGACAAAAGGCCCUUCUGCAAGUACAUGCGACUUUUUUCUUUUACUGCUUACUAUGCAACACUGAAUAUUAGUAGUUACCUUAAGGUAGAAAAACAGAGACCCUGUUGAAAUUUUUGACCUGAAACUUCUCUCUCAAUCUCCCUUCAAAGGCAAAAGGCCAAUUUGCUGCUAUUGACUCCUCUUGGUUGUUGUUGCUCUUAAAAUCCUUCUUUUUUCCUUGAACCCAUGCUUUGGAUCACCAUACAAAGUUGUAGUUUUUUUUAAAUAGUUUUUUUGGUUUGGCAAAUACCCAAAACUAGCCAAAAUAUAUUAUUUCUCCCUAGGGUGCUAUAUUGUAGUUCUGUUAUAAUUUAACAUGAAGGUGAGCCUGCCAAUUUUUCAACUGCACCACUAUCAUAUUACUUAAAAUAUUAGGAUGGGAGUGAGACUGCUUAGCAUUUCUUUUCAUAGAUAAGAGAUUAUUUGGGCUUUCUAGACCACAUUUCUUGAACCACUAGCCACUUUAGCGUGAAAUAUUUACAUUUAUGUAAAAGAUUACUUGGCAUCUUGUACACACAUUUCCUUGUUUGAAAUAUAAUUCCUUCCUAAAACUGCCAUUUCAAAUUUUAAAAUGCUUUUGUUUGCUUUUUCUCCCCUCCAAGAGCACUGUCCUUUCAAUAGUUUUUCAUAGAUUACUGUAUUUUUAGGGGAAAUUGAUUUUUAUAGCCACUAAACUGUAUUCAUUAUUUUUGUACGUGUUAUAACUAGGUCAUUUGGGGACACAGAUCUUUAAAAGGGCCGUUUUGUUUCCACUUCGAUGCAUUGAUUUGCAGAUAGCGUGUUGCUAAAUAUUGCCAUAUUAAUUGUUACCUUUGACUUGCAGUGGAGGGGGGAAGACUUGAAAAUAAUAACUCAGUGAUAGCCUUGGUACAUAUAGACCAUAGACAAAUCCAUCUAAUUGGCUUGAGAUGUAGGAUGAUGAAAAGAAGAUUAUAAAAAUUGAAGGAUUACUUUCAGCAGAAUCGGGUAGUCAAGAUUUUCCAACUUCAGGAUCUACUUGGUGGUGUAUCUUUAUAUGCAAGAAUAGCAGAACUUCUUGCAAGGCCUUCUUGAUGAGCUUCCCAUAUCUGUUCUGCGGUGGGAGUACUUAAGUAUUGCAAGCUUCCCCCAUUUUGCAGAGACCAAGGAAGUCUUACUGUUCGAUUCUGCUGAUUUGAAUUGAUUAGGGAUCCCAGAACUUGACUUAUGUAACAUCUUGGGGUUGCUCUCAUUCAUGAAUUCAACCCGCUGCAAGUCUGAAGUCCUGGAGCUGCUUUAUCCAAGACAGAAAGGUAUUGAAGAUGCAACGCAAUCCCACCUGCAUCUUUUAAGUGCUUCAAAGCAGCUGAACACAAAAGGUUUAAUAUACAAAAUGCAACACAGACACCUGUACUGUAAAGCGGACUGUGCCAAUAUUACUUCAAUUUGUAGUCAUUAUCGAUCAUUGCUUGUUUUUAAAUGAAAACAGCUUUUUGAUUUAAGAGAAAAAAAAAUUGAAUGUCUGAUAUUCUGCAACACAUGUAUUGGAAAGAUGUAAAUAAUGUAUACAGAUUGUUGUAAGUGAUGGGAUUGAAAAAAAAAGUAUAUAAAUUCUAGGCUUUUUCAGUAAGAAACUGAAUGCUGUUUAUAAGGAGAAAAAUAAAUAGCUAUGUUUGACCAUUGA